AUGACUAACAUUCUAAUACAACAAGUUGCGCAAAACAGCCCUGAGGAAGUGGAAGUUCAAUACGACAAUGUCUCCGAGACAAGCGAAAAGCGAGGAACGCGCGCCGAUAUAGCCGCGAUGUGGAAAAUGGGCAAGACUCAAGAGCUUGUUCGUAACUUCCACUUCGUCUCUAUUCUGGGAUUUUCCAUGAUUCUUAUGGCAAGCUGGGAGACUAUACUUGGCACAGCAGGUAUCGGUCUAAUCGACGGUGGAACAGCAGGGAUGAUUUGGACAUAUCUUAUUGUUUGGAUCGGCUUCCUCUGCGUUAACACCUCAAUGGCAGAAAUGGGCUCCAUGGCACCGACAUCCGGUGGCCAGUACCACUGGGUGAGUGAGUUCGCUCCACCGCGGUUCCAAAAGUCUUUCAGCUACAUGAUCGGCUGGCUUUGUGUUCUGGGAUGGCAGACUGGCGCUGGAAAUACAGCAUUCCUUGCAGGUACGCAGAUUCAGGGCUUGAUUGCGCUAAACAUCCCGGAUUAUCCUUUCAAGGCGUGGCAUGGGACGUUGCUCGUAUUUGCUGUUUCGGCGUUCAACCUUGUCUUUAACACCUUUUGGGUCAAGAAGCUUCCCAUUAUCGAAGUGGCAAUUCUUUUCAUCCAUAUUCUGGGCUUCUUUGCAGUUAUUGCGGUGCUAUGGGCCACUGGUCCAAUUAGGGAUGUCCAUGCUACCUUUACAACGUUCAACGACUACGGCGGCUGGAACAACACUGGUCUCGCAACUCUCUCAGGCAUGGUAACGGUUGUUCUACCUCUGCUUGGAGCUGACGGAGCUGUUCAUAUGUCGGAAGAAGUGCGCGACGCCGCUAAGACUAUCCCAAAAAUCAUGAUCUGGACAACGCUCGCGAAUGGUGCAAUGGGAUUUGUCAUGCUAAUCACGUUCUGCUCUGUCAUUGGGAGCAUUGAUGAUGCAUUGGCAUCUCCAACAAAGCAACCAUACCUAUACGUGUUCUACAACUCCACAGGUUCCGUCGCUGCAGCAUCUAUCCUAGGUGCUCUCGUCAUUCUCAUGACGAUGUUCUGCAAUCUUUCGAUUACAGCAACGAAUUCGAGACAGUUGUUUGCGUUUGCGAGGGAUAAAGGCGUGCCUUUCCAUGAGACGUUUGCAUACGUACCACCGAAGUGGAACGUUCCUAUCAACGCCGUAUGCGUCUCCUUCGCGGUCUCUUGUCUGAUGUCUCUCGUCAAUCUCACCUCGUCGGUCGCGCUCCUUAAUAUUGCCUCUUUGUCUACCUGCGCUAUCAUGGCAUCCUACAUCGUCUCAAUAUCGUGCAUCGCCUUAAAACGUAUACGUGGCGAGCCGCUACCGCCAUCAAAGUUUAGCCUUGGUCGCAUGGGGCUUGCCAUGAAUAUGGCUUCAAUUUUGUUCUUGAUAUUUGUGUUUGUAUUUUCCUUUUUCCCUAGCGGACCGAAACCUACAGCGGCAGGUAUGAAUUGGGGUUGUGUUGUACUUGGUGGUACGGUGCUAUUUGCGGUUGGCUAUUAUUUUGCGAAGGGAAGAGACGUGUACGUGGGACCGGUGGAGUACAUGAGGAAGGCGGAUUGA
Cucurbitaria berberidis CBS 394.84 is the source of this 1581-nucleotide messenger RNA. Its product is annotated as amino acid transporter. Gene Ontology annotation, cellular component: membrane. The record is from RefSeq and is a predicted model, not a curated record. Gene Ontology annotation, biological process: transmembrane transport. The transcript is spliced from 3 exons. The coding region runs from base 1 to 1581 and encodes 526 amino acids. NCBI's taxonomy places the organism in Eukaryota, Fungi, Ascomycota, Dothideomycetes, Pleosporales, Cucurbitariaceae. Gene Ontology annotation, molecular function: transmembrane transporter activity.